AUGGCAGGUGAAUUUACAACAACACAAUCCGCUAAAUACAUCGCAAAUUCAAAGGUCAAGUCAUCAGUUUUCGAUAGACCAGGAACAGCUUUACAUAGAGUGGUAGAGAAAGUAGUAGGUUUCACUGGUCUUUUUCCUGCUUCUCCAAAUAAGGAUUUAGAUGAUGAAGAAUAUGUAACUGUUUCUGAGAGAAGCGGAGGGUUUGAAAUAUCCAAGAAAAUCAUUCCUAUUAUCAAAAAGCUUCAAGUUAGAACUGGUGAGAAGGCAUCAGUUGAAGAUAAUUUAGAGUUCUCUUUUAAGAAAUGGGGCACAAAAGUUUCUUAUGAAUUCAAUCAGCGCUUGUUAGAAGAGUUUGGAAACAUGUUUGCUUUCCAAAGCAAAAGUUCAUCUUUAAUCAAUGCCAGACUUGAAGAUUUAUUCCACAAUUUAAAUCUUCUUCAAGAGAAAGAGAAACAAAUAAGCAAGUUAGUGAAAACCAUAGUUUCCCAGAGAGAAACCGUUACUAAAGUAAUAGCUUCUUCGGGACCCAUGUCAUCAACCUCUGAAGCUGAAAGAGAGAAACUAGAAGUUCAUAUUUGGAACGAGAGUAUUUAUGUUCGACAAUAUGAAAGAGCUAUUUCAGGUGGUUUGAAAGAAUCUAUUUAUGAUUGUUUACAAACCCUACAAUCUAUUGGGAUUUCUUUAGAAAAUGAGUCCCGAACAAGUCUUGAAAUGUUGAAGAAACUUGAACUAGAAUUCUUAGAACAAUCACCUCAAAAAUUAAGAGAUUCACCUCUUGAUGUGGUUAAAAACGAAGAUUCAAAGAAGAAAUCCAAGGUUGAUAUAAUUAAAGAUUUUGAAAUGAAAAAUGAAAAUAUUCCCAGAAGAAAACAUCGUCAUUUCCCAGGAACUCCUUGUCCCGAAUGUGACAGUCAACAUAAACAUCCUUAUGAUGUAUCUCAAGCCACAAGAAUUGUUCCCGACUUGAACUUGGGUGAUUAUCAACCUAACGAAUCAUGGUAUUGA
This is a messenger RNA of Yamadazyma jaroonii, 1005 nucleotides long. The record is from the annotation of a GenBank genome assembly. Lineage: Eukaryota; Fungi; Ascomycota; Pichiomycetes; Serinales; Debaryomycetaceae.